Molecule: messenger RNA, 1518 nt
Organism: Prunus armeniaca (apricot)
Lineage: Eukaryota; Viridiplantae; Streptophyta; Magnoliopsida; Rosales; Rosaceae
Source: the annotation of a GenBank genome assembly
AUGUCAGGGGCAAAGCCGGCCGCUGAGCAUGUCGGCUUCCCCAACGGGGACGCGAACAAGCCCAGUGCUGACGGCUGCUGCAACCCAGUGAAGAAAAGCGGACCCAUUUCCAUGGAUCACGUUCUUCUGGCCUUGCGCGAGACCAAGGAGGAGAGAGAGAUCAGACUUCGAAGCCUUUUCAAUUUCUUCGAUGCUACGAACCUUGGGUACUUGGACUAUCCCCAGAUCGAGGCCGGGUUAUCGGCGCUUCAGAUUCCGCCGGAGUACAAGUACGCCAAGGAUCUUCUGAAGGUUUGCGAUGCCAACAGAGAUGGAAGGGUAGAUUAUCUCGAGUUCCGAAGGUACAUGGAUGACAAGGAGCUCGAGCUGUAUCGGAUUUUUCAGGCCAUUGAUGUUGAGCACAAUGGCUGCAUUCUGCCUGAAGAACUUUGGGAUGCUCUUGUCAAGGCUGGGAUUGAAAUGGAUGACGAGGAACUCGCCCGUUUUGUAGAGCAUGUUGAUAAGGAUAACAAUGGAAUUAUAACUUUUGAAGAAUGGAGAGAUUUUCUUCUACUUUAUCCACAUGAAGCAACGAUUGAGAACAUAUAUCAUCACUGGGAAAGGGUAUGCCUUGUGGAUAUAGGAGAGCAGGCUGUUAUUCCAGAAGGAAUUAGUAGGCAUGUUCAUAGGAGCAGAUACUUUAUUGCAGGGGCUAUAGCAGGUGCCGCUUCUCGUACUGCUACUGCUCCUCUUGAUCGCUUGAAGGUGGUUUUGCAAGUUCAGACAGCACGUGCUUCUGUAGUUCCCGCUAUAAAGAAGAUAUUGAAGGAAGAUGGUAUCCUAGGGUUUUUCCGAGGUAACGGAAUAAAUGUUGUGAAGGUAGCACCUGAAAGUGCUAUCAAGUUCUAUACUUAUGAAAUGUUAAAAAAGGUCAUUGGAGAUAGUAUGGGGGAAGACUCGGGAGAUAUUGGCACUUCGGGUAGACUUUUGGCUGGUGGUAUAGCAGGUGCAGUGGCACAAACUUCUAUCUAUCCGUUGGAUCUUGUGAAAACUCGAUUACAGACUUGCACUUCAGAAGCUGGAAAGAGUCCUCAGUUGAGGACAUUAACUAAGGAAAUAUGGAUUCAUGAGGGACCCCGGGCCUUCUAUAAAGGUCUGUUUCCGUCUCUUCUUGGGAUUAUCCCCUAUGCUGGCAUUGACCUCGCGGCCUAUGAGACCUUAAAAGAUAUGUCAAGGACAUAUAUUCUUCAAGAUAGUGAACCUGGUCCUCUAAUCCAGCUGGGCUGUGGGACAAUAUCUGGAGCUCUAGGAGCAACAUGUGUUUAUCCAUUGCAGGUUAUCCGAACCAGAUUGCAAGCUCAACGUUCUAAUACAGCUACUGCUUAUAAAGGAAUGUCUGAUGUAUUCUGGAGAACCCUUCAGAAUGAGGGCUAUACAGGUUUCUACAAGGGAUUGUUUCCAAAUCUUCUCAAAGUUGUGCCAGCCGCAAGCAUUACAUAUAUGGUAUAUGAAGCCAUGAAAAAAAAACUAGAUCUGUAG